CCGCCCCUGUGGGCGGGGCCGGGAGCGUCGGAGCGGGGCGCGUUCUCCGCGGCGCGGGACGGAAUCCGGGUGACAACAUGCCGACUGCCAAGCAGCUAGCUGACAUUGGUUACAAGACCUUCUCAACCUCCAUGAUUCUCCUCACCAUGUAUGGGGGCUACCUCUGCAGUGCCCGAGCCUACCGUUUUUUCCAGCGGCGUAGCUCAGAGAGACAGGCUGCAGAAGAACAGAAGACUUCAGGAGUCCUAUGAAACCAGGGAGCUUUUUUCUCUGUGCAGAGAGCCUGAGGCAUGCUACCGGAAGACCUCACCUGUGAUUAUUUCCGAGUCAAGAAAGAAGGAGGGCCGUAAUGGUUUUCAAACCUGCUUGGAAAAAAUAUGCAUGCUUUCUCUAGCACUGCCAACUUGGGGAGGCUAUCAAAUCAUAUCUGGAAUGGGAAGUUGAGGCACACCUAUUAAAUGUUUUGCUCUGUC
This is a messenger RNA of Sorex fumeus (smoky shrew), 473 nucleotides long. RefSeq names its product cytochrome c oxidase assembly protein COX14. NCBI's taxonomy places the organism in Eukaryota, Metazoa, Chordata, Mammalia, Eulipotyphla, Soricidae. Gene Ontology annotation, biological process: mitochondrial respiratory chain complex IV assembly. The coding region runs from base 78 to 251 and encodes 57 amino acids. The record is from RefSeq and is a predicted model, not a curated record. Gene Ontology annotation, cellular component: mitochondrion. The transcript has 2 exons.